AAGGCGAGGCAUCACCCAGUGCAUUGCUCCGAGACACCACCGGUGGCUAUUUGUCCUCAGUGGCAGAGCUGCGGGCACCAUCCCCAGAAGCAGCAGCUCAUUAUCUUGACGUGGCUGUUGCUGCACGGGCCUCACACAGUCGCAGCCAACCACAGUCAACACAACAGGCUCCUCCUCUCCCGGGAUCUGCAACAUUGCUUUACACGCUUCAUAUCUACCAGUAUGCUGUCGAUAAGUCUGGCAAAGGAGGAGUUGUUGGAGGACGUAGUCGCCUCCAUAUGAUUGACAUGGGUGACUUGAGUGGCAGCAAUGGCGGUAUGUCAUUAUCAGCACUGACAUCAGUUUUACUAGCAAUUUUCAAUGGACAGCGAUACCUCCCUAACAGAGAAAGCAAGCUAACCAUGUUGUUAAAAGAAGCCUUAGGGUCAGUAACAUGUCACGCUGCAAUGGUAGUUCACAUCUCCCCAUCACCAAGACAUGCACAGCACACAUUAGCGACACUUCAGCUGGCCUCAAGAGUUCAUCGCAUGAGACGCAAAAAGUUGAGGGGUCUUGGAGGUUCCAGUUCUGGCGGCAGUUCAGAGGGUUCUCAUGGCAAGUCCUCAGGUGGAGACACUUCUGCUGGAUCCUCAUCCAUGGACUUUUCCUCUUCAGAACAAUCUUGUGAUACAGUAAUAUACAUUGGUGGUGGUGGACCGGGUGAUACAACUGAUAAUGAACAUCCUCCAGUAUUUAUGCCACAUCACACAAACCAGCAGUUAUGGCCAAUUACUCGACUUAGAUCAAUGGAACAAUUAAGGACUCAUUCAGCAUCUCCAACACCUGUACACACUCGUCGAGCAGCCUCUGCCAGCCCAACACCCACUUCACGUUCUGUACCUAAUGGACGGUCACAGCUUAAGCCUAGACCACCUCCACGAACAGUUAGUAGUGCCAAUAGUCAUAGUCAAUCCAGUGCGGGGAAGACGUCUCCUGGAGGGGGCUUUAUACGCCAUCAACCAGGUGUGAGCCAUGUUGCAUAUAACACCACUGCUGGACAGCAGCCUCUCUUGUCCUCUUUUAAGCCUCAGGUCACCCUGGGUCCCUUAGUGCCUGGUGAUCUCAGGCAUUUUAACUAUAAUGCAUAUGAGGAACCAAAUAAUUUGGUUCCGGUAUUCCAGCGAUCUCGUCUUCCUCUCUCAACUCAACAACUACAAAUUCAGAAACAACUUGAACAGCAACAGCAACAGCAGCAGCAGCAGCAGCAGCAGCAGCAGCAGCAGCACAAAGUUCAACAACUUCAGCAGCAACAGCAACAGCAGUUUCAGCAACAUCAAAAACUUCAGCUCCAACAGCAGUUUCAACAACAGCAACCACAGAAUAUGCAACAGCAGCAGCUUCAACAACAGUUUCAGCAGUUCCAGCAUCAAAAGCAGCUUCAGAAUCAACAACAGCAGCAGCAGCAGCAGCAGCAGCAGCAGCAACAGCAGCAGCAGCAACAGCAACAGCAGCCACUUCAGCAGUCACAGCAAGGACGCCUUAAUGUAAAAGGAACAAGUGAUGCAUUAGUGUCUGAUGAGCAGUGGAUUGAUGGACCACGCAUGCAUAAGUCUCGUGUUACCGCAGCACAGAAAAUUAAAACAAACAAAUCAGAAACAUGGGUGGAUGGGCCUCAGGUAACACCCAUUGGUUAUGGUUUCAUGGAUGACCACAAGAAAACCAUGAUUGAGCGGUGGGUAGCAGUGCAAACAGCUCAAGUUGUACAACAACUUGAGCAGCAGCAAACUGUUCCAGCUCAGAUGCCAAACCAAACAUCCAUCAACCAGCAGCAGUUUACUCACCUUACUCAGUUCCGAACCUGUGAAGAGUCUACAUUGGACAGUGAUCAAGAUACCUUAAGUGAAGAUCCCCCGUCUGGUCCAGGCAGACCAACUAGUCUAGAUGCUGCCCUGCCUCCACAGCCUAGCCUGAUUGAGGAGUUGGAGCGCAAAAACCUCAUACCAACAGAAAACUCGGAAGCCGACAAGCCUGACACAGCUCCAGAGACAGAGACAGAGGUCUCGCUAAAAGAACCUACCUUGGAUGAGAAGAGCACUGAGCCCAACUGCUCUCCAGAUGAGGCAUCAGGAGCUGAUGAACCAUCCAUAGAUGAUAUUUGUUCACAAUGUGAAGCUUUGGCAGAAGAAUGUGAAGAGUUGAGUUCUCUGCUAUCAUGUGAAGAGGAGGAGUGCAAGAGACAAGCACAUUUGGGCCUUGCUACUGUCUUAGAGGAACCAGAGCUAGAAGCAGCCAUUAUAGCUGAAGAUCAAGACAAAGAGGAGGAGGAGGAGGAGGAUGAGACUUUGCCAGAGGCUGAUGAGGUGAGCACGACUCCAAGAAGAGGCUGGGUAAGAAGAUCGAUGGCGUCCUCAGGAACACAUCAUUCCACGGAACUGAUUGAAGUUCAGGUUCCAGACUAUCCUGUGGUGACUGUUGACUGUUGUAUACAGGUAUGUGAGGAAGAUAUCGUUAGAGCUCUGGCAGACACACCAUGUCAUAGCGAGGUGAUGAGUGUCGAGACGAGCGAUGACCAUCCACUGAGAGUCUUAUCUGAAGAAAAUCUCACCUGUGCAUCUACCUUUACUGGUAAGUCUUAAGUUGAUUAUGUUGUGUAUGAGAAGUGUGAACGCGAUUAAUUGGCGAGCUGAAAGCGGGGUUUGAAUUA
This is a messenger RNA of Cherax quadricarinatus, 2683 nucleotides long. NCBI's taxonomy places the organism in Eukaryota, Metazoa, Arthropoda, Malacostraca, Decapoda, Parastacidae. The record is from RefSeq and is a predicted model, not a curated record.